Carcharodon carcharias (great white shark) is the source of this 3965-nucleotide messenger RNA. RefSeq names its product STIP1 homology and U-Box containing protein 1 (gene stub1). Gene Ontology annotation, biological process: protein polyubiquitination; cellular response to misfolded protein; proteasome-mediated ubiquitin-dependent protein catabolic process. Gene Ontology annotation, molecular function: protein-folding chaperone binding; ubiquitin protein ligase activity. The record is from RefSeq and is a predicted model, not a curated record. Lineage: Eukaryota; Metazoa; Chordata; Chondrichthyes; Lamniformes; Lamnidae. Gene Ontology annotation, cellular component: cytoplasm; Z disc. The coding region runs from base 40 to 960 and encodes 306 amino acids. The transcript has 8 exons.
CCGUCUGUCUGCAUUCACCCAGUGGGAAGGAACAACAACAUGUCCGGAAGCCCCGAGAAGAGCCUGACCGCCCAGGAGCUGAAGGAGCAAGGGAAUCGCCUGUUCCUCAGCAGAAAGUACCAGGAAGCUGCGGCCUCCUACAGCAAGGCCAUCGUCAGGAAGGAACUGAAGCGGAGAGAGUGCCCCUGUUGCUGGUGGAGAUCGAACCGUAACCCAUCUGUGGCUGUGUACUACACUAAUCGUGCACUGUGUUACGUGAAGAUGCAACAAUUUGAUAAGGCAGUGGCAGACUGUAAACAUGCCCUCGAGUUAGACAGCCAGUCUGUUAAAGCUCACUUCUUCCUGGGACAGUGCCUACUGGAAAUGGAGAAUUAUGAUGAAGCUAUCGGCAACCUUCAACGAGCUUAUAAUUUGGCAAAAGAACAAAGGCUGAAUUUUGGAGAUGAUAUUCCAAGUGCUCUGAGGAUAGCAAAGAAGAAGCGAUGGAACAGCAUUGAAGAUAAACGAAUUCAGCAGGAGAAUGACCUCCACGACUACCUCACCAAAUUGAUCCUCUCAGAAAAGGAAAGGGAAGUGGAACAAUGUAAACGGAAACACUAUGAAGAGAACGUGGAUGAUUCCCGAACUCGAAUGGAAAUUGCAAAGAUAGAAGCCAGACAUGACAAGUACAUGAAUGAAAUGGAUGAUUUAUUCUCCCAGGUGGAUGAAAAGAGAAAGAAGCGGGAUAUUCCUGACUACCUUUGUGGAAAGAUCAGCUUUGAGUUGAUGAGGGAGCCAUGCAUCACACCAAGUGGAAUCACAUAUGACAGGAAAGAUAUAGAGGAACACCUUCAGCGGGUGGGCCACUUUGAUCCUGUAACUCGAAGCCCUUUGACCCAAGAACAGCUGAUUCCAAAUCUGGCCAUGAAGGAGGUAAUUGAUGCAUUUAUAUCAGAAAAUGGCUGGGUGGAAGAAUACUGAACUGGAAUAACACCAUCAGGACUUGCACAUUUGCACUGCAGUGGCAACUCGAUGAAUUGUACUAACCAGAAGAGUGAGAGUGAGCAAGCCACAGAGACCGAGCAAGGGAGAGAAAGGGGAUGUGCAGGAGGUGCCUGUGGCUCUGCGCCUGAGGGGGGACUUAUCAUUUUGCUUGUGUUUAAACUUCUUUACGUGCAUGUAUAUAAAUCUCAUUUGCCACAGAAAAUCUGAACCUAGAACAAUUAUUAAAGUGUUACAGGCUCUUUAAUAAUGCUUGGUGCAGUGGGGGUAGUCUCUUUCACUCAGCUUUUGUUUCUUUGUCUAUUUUAGUCUUUUAAGUAUGAGAGAUAAAUGAAUUGAAGACUGUUCUGUAGGCCUUUGAGAUGAGGUUUUUGAUUGUGAAAUAUUGGUAUCUGUUCUCGUUUGAAAAAUGAAAGUCCCUGACAUCAAGUGCACUUGAGCAGUCUGUAUGACCUUAUGUGUAAUUUGUGUCCUGCAUUUACAUUUGAGGGCAGAUUUAAACUUGUUUUAUGCACAGUUCAUAUUUCAAUCCUUGUCCCCUCCCCUCAUUAGAUCUGCUUCCUGACAUAAUGCUUUGCGCCUCAGCUGGUUCAGCAAGGAAGGACUGCGGAGUUUAUUGUCAGUACUAUCAUCAGCUGGUGUAUCUCAAGAGGACGUUGUAGGACUGGGCAGUGGAAUUCAUGACUCUGUUCAGUGCUGGUCCUGGGUUUUCCCCAGACAAGGUGAUAUGUGUCUACAUGUAAGGAGUGUGAGAUCGAUGUGAGCCAGUGCUUUUCUGGAGCUGAUCUUCAUGGCUGCACCUGCGGAGUUAAUUGAGUGGUUUGUUUUCUUCUUUUCCUGAAAUUUCUAUGGAUCCCUAACUAAUUGAUGCAUGCCAUGCCAGUAAUAGAUCAGGAGUUCAAGGGCAAGAGCUAGCAAUCUGUGAAUUGAGGACAGUGCCUGUGAUUGUUUUGAAAAGUUGUGACCUCAGUAGAGUUUUUCUUUGCAAGUACCUAUGGAUCAUUUUAGAUCAGCAACUAAAGCAACAUGCUCACCUGUGCCUACAGUAACGUGGCCACUAUGAGCCAUUCAGAGUAGCUUGUCCAUCAGAAAGGACAAACUAAUUACUUGCUGCAAAUGUGCAUGAAAUGCCUACAGAUCAUAACUGAAUACUAAAGCAGAAAACCUUGGAAUUCAAAGGUAUGCAACCUAGUCCAUAGAUCUUUGGAGUUUGCUCCUCCUUUCAAUUAGGAAGAUAACUAUCGGUGAAAAUCUUAAUUAUUUGCCCCAUGUGUUUUUGAUCUAUCUUAAAAAGGUUUCUGAAAAAUGUGUGCUAUUACCCAGGUGAUUCCUGUGUUGGGUGUAUUUUUAUCAGUAUUUCACUUAGCACACUGAUGAUUCCCAUCACUUUUAUUUCCUUUGAUACUCUUUUCAGAAAAUUAGAAUAUACCUGGCACUUCUGAAUGCAAGUAUUGAAAUAUUCAUACUUCUAGGGUGUUAAGUCCCUUUUAAAGACGGUGUUCAUUAUGUUAAUAAAAUUAUAAAUAAUUGGAAUUUUGAUUAUGUAAAUUAUUCAGCUCUGUACCUGCCAAUACUGAGAUGUCUCAUAUCCCUCCCCUCUCCUCCUACUGCUUAUCUGUGAUUUUGUAAAUGGAGAUGGUGGUAGGAUACCACAGCAAAGUAUGAGGUUUCAGCACUGGUGGUAUCCAGCUGCAUUGAAGGAAUGAUGGGUGAUGGAAACAGUUGUUCUACAAGCAUCCUAGGGGUGUAAUAGCUUUGGUUUACAUCUGCUUCCAUUGGAAUUUUGGCCACUGAUUAGUCCAUGCCUAGUGUAUAUCUGUGUGGUAUCCCUGAAUACAAUCAGGAACUCAAGUCCAAGAAAAAAGCUUUGUUUUGUGUACCUGCUUUGGGUGGAAUGGGCUAUUCUAACAUUGCAUACAGUUGUUCCAUCAGCUUCAUGUUUUAUUUGGUUUUAGUUGAUCAUUGUAACAAAUGUACACUUUCUGUUUCAAUCCAUAUAAGUGUGAGUAAAAAUGUUGGAGACUUGCAACUGUUAUGAUUUCUGUUCAGUUUUACCUUGUAGAUUAAAUAUUUUAUCUAUGGAUUUCGAGGCAGUUGUGUUUUGCGCAUGCAUUAUUACAUCGACACAGAAUUAAACAGUUGUAAGAAUUCACAGUUUACAGUGCACUAACUAAUUUGUACUAUAUGUAGGCUGGUUUGGAUAAUCUAAGGCAAGGCUCAAAUUACUCUUUUGUUCCUCAAACUGUAUAGAGAGAAUACUCCACUGCACCAAUGUCAGUUUAAAAAGUGUCAUUUCUGUGUGAUCUUCCUGCAGCUAAAGAAUGUGACUGGUCUGACUUGUUCAUUUAUUCAUUCAGCAUUGCUCUGUACCAUGGAAGGGCAUGAUUUGUAAACCAAAACAGGCUCCCUCACUUAAGAAAAAAAAUAAAUUUCCAAAUUCAUCCCUCUUACCCACCUCCCUGCUUCAUAUAGUCCAGAAAGGAGGGCAGCCUAAGUUACGAGUUUUCUGAAUGCUGUCCUGACUACUGAUCGCAGUCUGGGGUUAAUAAUCCUCAGAUGACUUGGCCAUGACUAGGAAACAUUGCUGGCAUAGGAAUCUAGUGUGUGAAUCCCAGUCAAGUAUGGAACAAAUUGAGUGUAUUGCUCUACUGUUACAGCUACUCAAACAUUUCAUGAAUUGCUUCCUAGACUUGUAAACUUUCGGAAUGAGACAUCUUUAAGUCACCUUUUGCUGUGGAUUCGCGGCCUCUGUCUAAUUAGCUGUCCGAGAGGGCAAAUCAUCCUCUCGUCCUGGAUCAGAUUUAAUACUAUGUCUAAGACUUGAAAAGUCAAUAUUUGUUUAACAGUGUGUUGACUAGUCAUAAUAGUUAAGAAGGUUUUACAUUCUGUAAUGAAUUCCAGAAAUUGAUUGACAAUGUUACCUGAUCAGUAUCUGACUAGGAGUAAAACCAUGUGAUCUAAUAAAGUAACAGGAGUUUCUUCUA